Messenger RNA from Oncorhynchus keta (chum salmon), 6324 nucleotides. RefSeq names its product grainyhead-like protein 1 homolog. Gene Ontology annotation, molecular function: DNA-binding transcription activator activity, RNA polymerase II-specific; RNA polymerase II cis-regulatory region sequence-specific DNA binding. The record is from RefSeq and is a predicted model, not a curated record. Gene Ontology annotation, biological process: regulation of transcription by RNA polymerase II. The transcript has 16 exons. Gene Ontology annotation, cellular component: nucleus. Bases 1722 to 3407 code for a protein of 561 amino acids. NCBI's taxonomy places the organism in Eukaryota, Metazoa, Chordata, Actinopteri, Salmoniformes, Salmonidae.
ACAGCAGGACAACAUAGCCUUGUUCUGUAAGAACCACUAUGCGGAGAUGGAGGCCAUUCUCCUCAGGGUGUAUGAAUGGCUACUGGACCGGUUCUCCUUCUUCCUGGGGGUGAAACCUGACUAUGUGUAUGAAGAAGUACUGAAGGUGGAGAGGCAUUUCCUCAGGAGCAGCAAGCCCUGGGCUAGAGCUUUAACUACGCCCACAAAGACACAGCCCAGAAAACAGCCCAACGGCAAACAAACCAGAAAAACAACUUUGUUCUCUAAGCAGCUAAAGAGAGUAACUUCAUCGAGACCAACUACUGUGGAUUGUUACUGUGCCAUAAUGCCAUGCUGACGGAUUACUUUCGUUUUUGUCUCGAUGUAACAUGAUUGAGUGUUUGCCUUUUUGUACAAAUUGCCUGUGGAUUACAAUGCGAUUACGAUGCGAAAUUAUGUUUAUGAACAUGCUGUACUUUCAGUUAUAUUAAACUAUAUUUUCUGUUAUUACAAUGUUAUAUGUGAACCUUUGUCCCAGCUAUGAAUCGAGGUUCAUAAAAAUCUGACAUUUAUGCACAUAUGGAUUUGCAACUCUGUUAAUUAAGGAAUACCUGACAUUUUAAGCUAAGACUACAGGCUGUCAAUUUGCGUGUUACUUUAGUUUUGAGUGUGAAGGACAGGUAAUGGGUGUUACCUGCCAUUAGUGGUUUUGGACUGCUUUGUCCCAAUUCUCAGACACUUCUAUGAAACUUUGUAGAAGCACCUAUGGCAGCGAAUACAGCUGUGAGUCGUAUUGGGUAUGUCUGUAUCAGCAUUGCACAUCUGGAUUUGGGGAUUUUCUCUCAUUCUUCCUUGCAGAUUUUCUCAUGCUCUGUUAAGUUAGAUGGGGAGCGGCAGUGAACAGCAAUCUUCAAGUCACUCCAGAUCAUCACCAAAUUUCACAGUGGGUGCGAGACCUGGAGAGGCCUACAAGCCACAGUGCCAGGUCAAUCAAGGUGUGGAUGUGGACCACCAGAUCAAGACCCUGUCAUGGCCAGCCCAAUCUCCAGACCUGAACACCAUUGAAAACCUCUGGAAUGUGAUCAAGAGGAAGAUGGAUGGUCACAAGCCAUCAAACAAAGCCAAGCUCCUUACAUUUUUGCUCCAGGAGUGGCAUACAAUUGGAAAAUCAGAACAUCGCUCCCCAUGAUGGCUGUCUUUCGGAACAUAUUCCCACCUAUAAAUACGUUGGGGAGUUUGGUUAGAUGAUCAUCUCUUUUAAAACUCAUAACUGAGAUGGCAAAGAAGCUGGGUUAUAUCCUUCCUGUUUGAUCCUGUCCGGGGGUAUCAUCGGAUGGGGCCACAGUGUCUCCUGACCCCUCCUGUCUCAGCCUCCAGUAUUUAUGCUGCAGUAGUUUAUGUGUCGAGGGUCUAAGGUCAGUUUGUUAUAUCUGGAGUACUUCUCCUGUCUUAUCCGGUGUCCUGUGUGAAUUUAAGUAUGCUCUCUCUAAUUCUCUCUCUCGGAGGACCUGAGCCCUAGGACCAUGCCUCAGGACUACUUGGCAUGAGGACUCCUUGCUGUCCCCAGUCUACCUGGCCGUGCUGCUGCUCCAGUUUCAACUGUUCAGCACCUGAGAAAGAGAGGUGUUCUGGUGUUCCAGAAUGAGGCGUCAUGCAGUGGUGGCCGGCGGCAGGCGCUCACGGAGGAUGACGAGGACUGGAGGGCCUUCCUAGGGAACCCCCUGACCGCCGCCUCCAAGGCCAUGAUGCACAUCAACGGAGAUGAGGACAGUGCCAAUGCUCUCCUCUACAACUACUAUAAGGUGCCACAAGACAAGAGAAUGACUGGACAGCCCAAAACAGAAGUUAUUGUGGGCGAUGCUGAUCCAAACAAUAUGAACUUCGUGGUGCCACUCCAAGAUUCCCCCCUGGCCAUGACAACUCUGAGGACCGUCCAUCGCAACACCGCGGCCCAGGGCAGCAGCCAACCCAGCCGGGGGGACAAAACCCAGGCUCUCUACCCAGCCUCAAACUCCAUAGUCUGCAUCUCCACCACCUCCAGCCCUCCCCCCUAUUCCCUCAGCCCAGAGGGGACCCAGGCCCUGCACUCCUUCCCCGUUUGCACCCCUUCUGGUCCCCACGGUUCCCAGUCGGAUGGCAUGGCCUUCAGUCGCCACCUCAGCCAGUACAGCCCCAGAGCCCGGAGCCUCACCCCUGACUCCACCUACACAAAGUCCUACAAGGACAGAUCCAAUGAGGUCUUCCCUCCCUCUGAAGAGGUCCAGCUACGUAUGACCUCCAUCCCUCCUGGUGGAUACCCUUACUACAGCUCCACAGCAAGUCAACCCUUUGAGUACAUGCUGGAGGCUCCCCAGUCCCUCUGGACCAAGGGCAGCAGUGGCCAGAUGAGCUACCUGAACAAGGCCCAGUUCUACCCCAUCACCUUGAGAGCACUAGGGGGCACCCCGCUCCAAUCUCAUCUCAGUGGAGAAGUCCGGAGUGUGGUGAUGCUUGUGUUUGGAGAGGGUAAGCUCACAGAGGACCAGCUCAAAUACUGGAAGUACUGGCACAGCAGACAGCACACAGCCAAGCAGCGUUGCAUUGAUAUUGCUGACUAUAAAGAGCGAUUCAAUACGAUCGGCAAUAUUGAGGAGAUCGCCUACAAUGCCAUCUCUUUCACAUGGAACACAAAGGACGAGCCACGGGUGUUUGUGUCUGUGAACUGUCUAAGUACAGACUUCUCCCCUCAGAAGGGAGUGAGGGGCCUUCCUCUCAACCUCCAGAUUGACACCUACAGCUUUGGGAGCCGUGGUCACAAGCUAGUACACAGAGCCUACUGCAUGAUUAAGGUGUUCUGUGACAAAGGUGCAGAGAGGAAGAUCCGAGAUGAGGAAAGGAAGCAGCCUUACAGGAAGGGAAAGAGACAGGAGACAACGGCAGCCUAUGUGGAAGACCCUCUGCAGCUGAAGCAUGUGGCCAUAGCAUCGUUCAAAGCCAUGAGUGACAUGGACUCCCAGCCAGUUCUCUUUAUCCCAGAGGUCCACUUCCCCAGCACCCAGCACCACCAUGCAAGCCUAUCAGAUGACGGUGAGGAUAACUUGGGGCAGAAGAGACUACUCCACUGUGAUGAGGACUUUGAGUUGGCUCCUCACAAGAAAGCAAGGCGGGACGGACCAGAGAAAGUGCUGCUUUAUGUCCGUAAGGAGACAGAGGAGGUGUUUGAUGCUCUGAUGCUGAAGACGCCCACUCUGGCAGGACUACUGGAGGCUGUAACCGAUAAAUACGAGCUGCCGCUUGAAAAAAUGGGGAAAGUCUACAAGAGGUGCAAAAAAGGGAUCUUAGUCCAUAUGGACGAUAACAUCAUCAAGCAUUACUCCAACGAGGAUGCCUUCCAGAUCAACAUGGAAGAGGUGGGGGGGGAAAUGCUGCUGACACUGACUGAGAUCUGAGUCCGGACAAGGGAAGUAUUCAUCAGGGCACAACUUUUUGCAACGGAAAGUGAAAAUUAGCGUUUCUUAUUUGGUCCUUUUUCUACCUAGUGAAUAUGAACACAACCCUGGUCAGGGGGAGUGGAGUCUGUUGUCAUGGGCCUCCAGGGGGAGACCCUUGGAGGUGGAACACAUGUUGACCCCGGCAGCUGAGGGACACAACCGUAGGAUUAGUCACCUGUUUACACAACUGUAACAGACUUCUAAAAGGAAAACAAGAUAUUUUCAUGAGUUCUGCCUUUCUGCUGCGCCAGUGUCUGAGGCCAUUUCUGGUGUGGUUGGUUGCACAAAAUGGCUACCUUGAUCACUGGCAAGAAAAAUACAUUUAAGUAUUUUCACAUAAAAUGUGACUGAGUGAUUGCUUCACAAGCAGAUGAUGGGAGUCACACUGUACUACUGGGGCUUUUUGGCAGUAGCUACGGUACAAGAUGAAACUAUGAUGAGGACCAUUUGGAAACAAUAUUGUGUAACGGCCAAUGAUAUUUUCCUACUUUUUAGAUGUUUUUUUCAUGUGUAGUUUUUGAUCAACUACUUUUUGCUAUAUAUUCACAGACAAGACAGCAGCGAUGUCUUCAGAAUGCCAGUUAACGUAUGAAAGUAUUACAUAUUAUUUUGAAGUACAGUACCAGUCAAGUUUGGACACACCUACUCAUUCCAGGUUUUUUUUUUUUUUAUACUAUUUUCUACAUUGUAAAAUAAUAGCGAAGACAUCAAAACGAUGAAAUAACACAAAUGGAAUCAUGUAGUAACCAAAAAAUUAUUAAACAAAUCAAAAUAUAUUUUAGAUUCUUCAAAGUAGCCAUCCUUUGCCUUGAUGGCAGCUUUGCCACUCUUGGCAUUCUCUCAACAAGCUUCAUGAGGUAGUCACCUGGAAUGCAUUUAAUUUAACAGGUGUGCCUUGUUAAAAGUUAAUUUGUGGAAUUUUUUUCCUUAAUGCAUUUGAGCCAAUCAGUUGUGUUGUGGCAAGGUAGGGCUGGUAUACAGAAGAUAGCCCUAUUUGGUAAAAGACCAACUCCAUAUUAUGGCAAGAACAGUUUAAAUAAGCAAAGAGAAACGACAGUCCAUCAUUACUUAAAGACAUGAAGUUAAAUGUCAAGAAGUUUCUUCAAGUGCAGUCGCAAAAACCAUCAAGCGCUAUGAUAAAACUUGCUCUCAUGAGGACCGCCACAGGAAAGGUAGACACAGUUACCUCUGCUGCAGAGGAUAAGCUCAUUAGUUACCAGCCUCAGAAAUUGCAGCCCAAAUGUUUCACAGAGUUCAAAUAACAGACAUCUCAACAUCAUCUGCUUAGAGGAGACUUUGUGAAUCAGGCCUUCAUGGCCGAAUUGCUGCAAAGAAACCACUACUAAAGGACACCAAUAAUAAGAAGAGACUUGUUUGGGCCAAGAAACAUAAGCAAUGGACAUUAGACCGGUGGAAAUCUGACCUUUGGUCUGAUGAGUUCAAAUUUGAGAUUUUUGGUUCCAUCUGCCGUGUCUUUGUGAGACGCAGAGUAGGUGAACGGAUGAUCUCCGCAUGUGUGGUUCCCACGGUGAAGGAGGAGGAGGUGUGAUGGUGUGGGCGUGCUUUGCUGGUGACACUGUCUGUGAUUUAUUUAGAAUUCAAGGCACACUUAACCAGCAUGGCUACCACAGCAUUCUGCAGCGAUUCGCCACCCCAUCUGUUUUGCGCUUAGUGGGACUAUCAUUUGUUUUUCAACAGUACAAUCACCCAAAACACACCUCCAGGCUUUAAGGCCUAUUUGACCAAGAAGGAGAGUUAAGGAGUGCUGCAUCAGAUGACCUGGCCUGCACAAUCACCCGACCUCAACCCAAUUGAAAUGGUUUGGGAUGAGUUGGACCGCAGAGUGAAGGAAAAGCAGCGGACAAGUGCUCAGCAUAUGUGGGAACUCCUUCAAGAAUGUUGGAAAAGCUACUUUGGAGAAUCUAAAAUAUAAAACAUGUUUUGACUUGUUUAACACUUUUUUUGGUUACUACAUGAUUCCAUAUGUGUUCUUUCAUAGUUUUUAUGUCUUCACUAUUAUUCUACAAUGUAGAAAAUAGUAAAAAUAAAGAAAAAAAUCCUUGAAUGAGUAGGUGUGUGUCACGACUUCCACCGAAGUUGUUCCCUCUCCUUGUUCGGGCGGCGUUUUGGCGGUCGACGUCACCGGCUUUCUAGCCGCCACCAAUCCAUGUUUCAUUUUUCCUUUUGUUUUGUCUAUUUUACACACCUGGUUCCCAUCUCAUAAUUAUCUUCCUUAUUUACAUUUACAUUUAAGUCAUUUAGCAGACGCUCUUAUCCAGAGCGACUUACAAAUUGACCCUCUGGUUUCCCUUUCUGUUUUGUGCGUGAUUGUCUUUUGAUGGUGUGUUGUAUUUUGAGUCCUGUUUUGUCCUUGUUUGGAACGGGAUUUUGUUACGUUUUGGAGUAAAUCAGUGAUUGUUACUCUUAUCUGUGUCCUGCGCUUGACUCCUUCGCUAUCUUUUAGAUAGACUCUGACAGUGUGUCCAAACGUUUGACUGAUACUGUAUAUUUCAAAGAUAUGUAAAACAUGAUGCGGUGACUGGCUAUUUCUGUCAGUACUUUUUGUAUUUAUUAACUCUGUGAUGAUUUAAUUUUUUGUAAGUUUAAAUCAUGAAAAAAGGGAUAUGAAUUAAAUUAUAGCUAUGUAUUUAUAUUUACAUCUUGAACAUUUUGUGCAAUUUUGUGUGUGUCUGAACGUAAAUUUAUAGGUGGCAACACAAUGUUUUGAGAUGACGGAAUGUGAAUAUUUCUUUGCAACAGGAAAUGAGGGUUGGGGUCAAAGUGUGUUAAUGUUUCAAUUUGGACUGACUCGAUUUGGAGUCAGUCCUGUCAGCAGAUGCUUACCCACAGUGGUUAUUAAAUUUGUAAAAAGUCA